This is a messenger RNA of Closterium sp. NIES-67, 2553 nucleotides long. Lineage: Eukaryota; Viridiplantae; Streptophyta; Zygnematophyceae; Desmidiales; Closteriaceae. The record is from the annotation of a GenBank genome assembly.
UACAAGGAAAGAGGCGUUCUAGGAAGCUGCACGUUAGACGAAUUUGCCACCAGUGGCGACUCCUGUACGUCCCAAUUCUGGUUUAGUAACUCGUACUCCAGCCGCUCCUAAUGCGCCACUUUAAUUUCCAGCCGAGAUGUACUUAAGGUAUGUAGGACGUUUUCUGAGCAGAUUCGUUUCCUAUUUACAUGUCUAUUUCUAAAUACAGCUUGUCAUCCGUAGGCAAUAACACAUGUUUAAUUAGAUUCCCGUCUCAUUUCCUCCAUUAGGACAAUGUAGUGUCCAGCCUAGAUGGUUCUUCAAGCGAAGAUGACCCUUCUCUUAUAGGUUACCCCUUGACAUUCCUCAAAAGGCCUCGUUAAUUGAUUGCUGGCGCUCCAAGCUCGUAGCAUGGAUUUAGGUCGUGCUCUGAUCCUACUCACCUGGUCGCUACUCCUAGUUGUACACAGCCAUUCCUCGGUAGUAGGAUUGGUGCGUAUGGCUGGAGUUAGGAAUCUCCCCAUCGCUUGUGGUGAACCGGGUUGCAUUGAGAGGUUCUCCUGUCCUAACGAGAGACUGCUGCACCGCCGACAGAAAAUACAUACGUUUCCAGAGCAACCAGCAGGGCAACAAGCACCUAGCUUCCGCGAUCUAGAGGCUUUACAAGAGGUAAUAGAGCAGACAACAGCUGAUCGUCGCACCAAGCGUAGAGCUAGUAGUGUGCCUAAUGAAGGGGACUGUAUUCCCGAUGGACCAUGUCCUUCGGGAGAUUCACGCCCCAACAUGGACGCGAGUGGAUGCGGGGUGGCGCACGAGAAGAGCCUGAAGAAAACGUCCACAGAUAAGCGCUUUUUUGUAUUUUGCAAAAAAACAGCAGGAGGCAUGGGGUUAUCUCGGCCAGAAAUUGCAGAGCUGGUAGAUAUUAUGAAGAGCAGUCAGUUAGAUCCUUGCACUUUCGAAUCAAUGGCGGACGUUGACCGUUUUGAGGAGAAGGAAGCUGGUGGUGUGGUGAUGGAGAAAUUCAGGGAUAGCGAUCUAGCAUCUCCCUCAGAUCGGAAGCCGAUCAUGCUGCGAUGGCGUUCCUUGUGGUCUUGCGCCAAGAAUUUAUACAGCAAUCCGGCAAAUGCAGUAGACUUUAUUGCGCACCCUCAACCAUUAGUUGCAGAAGCGGAUAGGGUGUACCGAGAUCCUGAUAGUGGUACCUGGUGGUGGUUUGCACAGCAAGAUCUGCCGGAGGGUGCAUCUAUUGUAGCUCUAAUUGUGUACUCUGAUGAAACCAACCUCUCGAAAGAUGGAUCAGUUACCGGUUGGCCAGUGUAUGUGUCGCUGGCCAACAUUUCAUCUGGAAAUCGCUGGAAACCACAUGGAAGGCGCCUUGUAGCUCUGCUACCGAAGGUGACUGAAGACAUGCUUGCCCCUGGUAGCUGCAUCGUCCGAAGACGCAUGGAGAUCUUUCAACAGGCUCUGGACAUGAUUAUGGGAGACUGCAUGGCAGCUGCAGACAAGGGAGAACCAGUGCUUGACCCAUACGGCAUUCGACGCAUGGCAUAUCCAUUGUUGUAUGCAUAUGUUGGAGACUACCCGGAACAGUGCAAGGUUGCAGGAACCAAGUCUGGACACUCAACCAAUUUUCCCUGCCCUCGCUGCAUGGUGCACCGGAAGCAGCUGGCAAAGACAGAAAUGCGGGCACAGCGAACGGUGGCAGCACAGAAGCACACAUGGAUGGAAAUGGGGUGCCUUCGUCAACCUACUGAUCUCCUGAGGCUCGAAACAGCCAACAGUCAACACCAUGUGCAGGCCUUGGAGAGUGGAACGCCAACUGUCACAGGUCGGAAUGGUCAGAUCAACAUGGACCAGCCAACUGGCAACCAUUGGCAGCAACUGUGUGCCACUGCUCCUGGGGACAUGGACCGUUUACAACCAACCAUUCGAGGAACGCUGUUGGCUGGAGAAACAUGCGAUGCCACCAUUCACCUGCACACCGGUGUAGGUAUCCCAGGAGGUGAGAACUACGAUUUGUACAGCAGGCAUGCUCAGUAUGCCAGAGCCACACCUUCUUUCUACGGGAAGCCUUGGUACUCAGAUGUAUCUAGAAAGGAGGCAGUGGCAGGACGGGUCCAUCGCGUGCGUUUUGGCAAACUGCUGCUCAUGUUCACCCUUACAAAAACCACCAUGCUGACGGAGAAUGGGGUUCGGGUCAAGGAGAUUAUGCAAGACCAGAUGGGCUUCAUCAGGAACUAUGAGAGCACAGGUCCUACCGAAGAUUAUGACUUGGAGAGGUUGGUUUGGAGCGCAGGGGUAGACGAGUACUCUAUUUUUCCCAUAUCCCACAUCCUGCGCACACUGCACGUGGUCCCUACAUCUCCAGACCCCAAAUCAUCUAGCGCCACCUUUAUAUUGAACACGUUUAGGCGAUAAGCACAUACCUAGUUUGCAAUGAAAUUGCUUGGUCAGCGUAGCGAUUUACGACAUAUCUCCCAUGUUCUGGUGGGCUUAAUAUUCACACCAAUGGAGGCAGGUUUACUUGUGCAACCCACGAAGCAAUUUGCAAUUUCAACAUAGAUGAUAUUGAUA